AUAAUCAUGAUGAUGAUAGAUCAUCAGAUGAUUGUUGUAUUAUCUAUGUUACUUUAUUAACUCAACAGCACAUGGUUCUUUAUCUAAUAAAUAAAGUGAUAAAUAAUAAUUAAUGAAAUAUCAACAACAAUAAUAAAUUAAUAAUAAUAUUCUAUCAAUGCUACGUUCCAUUGGAAAUAAGUUUCGUGUAUGCAACAUAAUUCCCUCGUUUUACAAGUAUCAAGAAAUUAGAAAAAUGUCAACAACAACUGUAGUAGAACCAAGUGUUACCAUAAAUAAUGAAGAUACACUUAAAAGACCAUGUCCAGAUGACAAUAAUGAUGCUGUUGAUAAAAUUGUUGUUGAUGAAAUAAAAAAACAAAAAAUUGAACGUAUUAGAAAACGUAAUUUUGCAUUAAUGAUGGGUUAUCUUGGUAAGGAUUAUUAUGGUAUGCAAAGAAAUCCACAUGUUAGAACAAUUGAAGAAGACUUAAUUGGUGCAUUAUUUAAGGCAAAGCUAAUUGAUGAUGAUGCAUUUGAAACAAUUCAAAAUGCUAAUUUUCAAAGAGCUGCUAGAACAGAUAAAGGUGUAUCAGCAACACGUCAAGUUUGUUCAGUUAAAUUAGCUGAACAUGCAUCAGUUGAUAUGAUCAAUGAACAUUUACCAAAAGAAAUACGUGUAUUUGGUUUAAAACGUGUAACAAAAGGUUUUAAUUGUAAAUCACAAUGUAAUGCACGUACAUAUACAUAUACACUUCCAACAUUUUCAUUUGCACCAGAUGAUUCAGAACUUGUUAAUAAUGAAAAAUGGUCAGAUGAAGAAAUUGAAAAACGUAUUAAACAACUUGAAUUUAUUGAUGGUAAACCAUUUACAGAAUAUCGUAUAACACCAGAAAUUAUUGAUAAAGUUAAUGAGGUUUUAAAAGUUUAUGAAGGAACACAUAAUUUUCAUAAUUUUACAGCAAGAGUACGACCUUAUGAUCCAAGAGCACAACGUUUUAUCAUGAAAUUUCAUUUAAAAGAUACUCAUGUAUCAAAUGGUAUUGAAUAUGCAACACUUUUAAUAAAAGGACAAAGUUUUAUGUUACAUCAAAUAAGAAAAAUGGUUGCAGUUGCAAUUGGUGUUGUGAGAAAUAUCAUUCAAAUUGAAGCAAUGGAUGCAUUUUUUGAAGCUGAAAAUAAAAUGGAUGUACCAAUUGCACCAAGUUUAGGAUUAGUAUUAAAUCAUGUACAUUAUGAUAAUUAUAAUAGAAGAUAUGGCACAGAUGGACUACAUGAAAUUCUUGAAUGGAGUGAACUUGAUGAACAAAUACAAAAAUUUCAUAUGGAAUAUAUAUCAAAACACAUUGAAGAUACUGAGGUCAAUGAUAGAUCAAUGUUACUUUGGCUUGGUGAUUUAGCUCAUCAUACAUUUGGACCAAGAGAAGAUAAAGAAAAUAAAAAAGAAGAAGAUGAAGAUGACAAUGACAAUGAUGAUGUUGUUGAUGAUGAUAAAGAAUCAGCAAUUAAUUAAUCAAGAUUUUUUUUUUUUAAA
Aphidius gifuensis is the source of this 1513-nucleotide messenger RNA. RefSeq names its product tRNA pseudouridine synthase A (gene Pus1). Gene Ontology annotation, biological process: tRNA pseudouridine synthesis; mRNA pseudouridine synthesis. The record is from RefSeq and is a predicted model, not a curated record. Gene Ontology annotation, cellular component: nucleus. Gene Ontology annotation, molecular function: RNA binding; pseudouridine synthase activity. Bases 158 to 1492 code for a protein of 444 amino acids. Lineage: Eukaryota; Metazoa; Arthropoda; Insecta; Hymenoptera; Braconidae. The transcript has 4 exons.